AUGUGUUGCAACUAUUACAGAAACUCAUGUGGAGGCUGUGGCUACAGCUCUGGCUACAGCACUAGCUGUGGCUCUGGCUGUGGAUAUGGCUCUGGCUGUGGAUAUGGCUCUGGCUGUGGAUAUGGCUCUGGCUGUGGAUAUGGCUCUGGCUGUGGAUAUGGCUCUGGCUGUGGAUAUGGCUGUGGAUAUGGCUCUGGCUGUUGUAGCUACAGACCACUUUGCUACAGAAAAUGCCAUUUUUCUUGCUGCUAG
Messenger RNA from Mus caroli (Ryukyu mouse), 252 nucleotides. Lineage: Eukaryota; Metazoa; Chordata; Mammalia; Rodentia; Muridae. The record is from RefSeq and is a predicted model, not a curated record.